Messenger RNA from Cavenderia fasciculata, 3477 nucleotides. Its product is annotated as EPS15 domain-containing protein. The coding region runs from base 1 to 3477 and encodes 1158 amino acids. Gene Ontology annotation, cellular component: cytoplasm; plasma membrane. The record is from RefSeq and is a predicted model, not a curated record. Gene Ontology annotation, molecular function: protein binding; calcium ion binding. NCBI's taxonomy places the organism in Eukaryota, Evosea, Eumycetozoa, Acytosteliales, Cavenderiaceae. The transcript is spliced from 7 exons. Gene Ontology annotation, biological process: endocytosis; endosomal transport.
AUGUCUUGUGAUCGACUUGCCAGUGGUCGAGUAGUGGAUAAUGAACAACAAAUAAAUAAUAAGAUAUUUGGAGGUGAGUUCAUUCAAGCAAAAGUUUUAUACGGUUCACUGACCGAGGCACAGGUACCACCAGCUCAAAAGAGUUAUUAUGAAGAGUUGUUUCAAUUAGCAGAUAUCGAUAGAGAUCAUGUGAUUGGUCCAGGUGAUGCAUCAUUCUUUAGAAAAUCAUCAUUGGCUGAUGAAACUUUAAAAGAUAUUUGGAAUUUAGCAGAUGUAAAGGAUGGAUAUUUAGAUUUGGAGGAUUUUAUAGUUGCUUUAAAGUUGAUAUCAUUGACACAGUUGGGUGCACCAGUUACAUUGGAUAGUAUAAAAGCAAUGCCUGUUGUACCUCCACCUAAACUACUUGAUGUUCCACCCAUCAAAUUCGAUUGGAUCGUUCCACAAUCUGAAAAGAACAACUAUGUUGAAAUAUUUAACAAGAAUGAUGAUGAUAGUGAUGGUUAUAUUAGUGGUCAACAAGCAAGAUCAUUAUUUAGUUCAUCAGGAUUACCAAUGAAAAUACUUGGACAUAUUUGGUACUUGUCUGAUAUGAAUGCUGAUCAAAGAUUGGAUUGUCAGGAAUUUAUUAUUGCAACAUUCCUCAUUCGUUCAGUGUUGAAGGGAUAUGACUUGCCAAGCAAGCUACCAGAUCAACUUAUUCAAUCGUCACACUAUGUAAGUAGUGUCGGUGUACCUUCACCAAAGGUACCAGAUUGGUUGAUUCCACCCGCUGAAAGAAUCAUCAAUGAAGAUAUCUUUAACAAAAAUCAACAAAAUGGUGCUAUCUCUGGCAAACAAGCAAAGGUAAUAUUUGAAAAAUCAGGAUUACCAGUACAAGAUUUAAAGGUUAUUUGGGAUCUUUCAGAUUACGAUCAAGCUCAAUGGUUGGAUAAACAAAAGUUUGUCAUUGCAAUGUUUUUGAUUAGCCAAAGAAAAAAGAAAAAAGAGUUCCCAACCUCUUUACCUCAAAUUUUAAUUGAAUCUUCUAAAUCUUCUUAUUUACCAAUCUCUCCACCUCCAAUUGUUGAACAAUCAAAUGAUAACAAAACAUCAAGUGGAAAAUAUAAUAUUGAUUUGGCAGAUAUUGUUUCAAAGACUGAACCUGUUAUGGGAGGUGGUAUGCCAUCACCAGUAUCUCAACAACAACCUCAAGAGUUUAUGAAUAAUAAUAAUAGUAUUCUUCCAGUUGUUGAUCAACAACCAAAUCCAUUACGUACAUCUUUGACUAUUCCACCUCCACCAUCAGCUUCUACUCAACAUCAACAACAACAAUUUUAUAAUAAUCAAGGUAUGGUAGGAUCAGGUUCAGGGUCAGUAUCUAAACAAUCACCCAUUCAACAACACCACCAACAACAACAAAUACAUUCAAUGUCAGCUCCAAUUACACCACAACAACAACAAGUGUAUAUGCAAUCACCAGCUCAAGUACAAGCCAAAGAGGCAAUUGAGCGUGUAAAGCAAGCCACUUUGGAAAAGGAAAAGUCAUUGGCCGAUCUCAAACAACAAUUUAUUGAAGAGAGCAAGGCUACAUUGGAACUUCAACAACAAUUGGCUGCAGAGACACAGAUAUUGGAAGAAGUUUCUGCAGAUAUGCGUCAAUGUGAAGACAACCUACAACUACAAAAGCAAGAGACCAUGGCAGUCAAGGAAAAGAUCUCAUCGGUGCGAGUAGAGAUCAAAAUGAACAAGUCACAAUUGGAGCAAGUAAAAAAGUUGUUGAGCGAAAAGACAGAACAGUUUGAAGAACAAAACGAAUCACUCUCGUCACUUCAAAACGAUUUGCAAGAGAAAAAAGCUGAUCUCGAGAAAUACAACCAAGAGGUUGAGAAAUUGAUUGCUCAAAUCGAAUCGAUAAAGUCGUUAAAGUCAGAUUCUAAAGGCGAGUUGAAACAAGUAAACAGUGCUUUGACUAGUGCCAAAGGACAAGUCUCCCAAUUGACAGAUGAAUUUAAACAACUUAAAACACAAGCAAAUAUUCAAUCACCUCCUCCUCAACAACAUCAUGUUGUUUCACCAACCAAACAACAACCAACAUCACCCUUUGAUGAUAAUGAUAAUGAAAAUCCAUUCUCAUCAAAAGAUAAUAAUGAUGAAUGGGGAUCUUUUGAAACUGUAUCUUUUAACAAUAGUAACAAUAAUAAUAAUAAUAAUGUACAACAACAACAACAGCAACAACAACAACAACAAACAACAAAUGUUGUUACAUCACCAACAAAUUUAACGUCACCAACAUCAGUAUUUUCUUCAUCAAAGAAUAUGUUUGAUACACCACCACAAACAAACAAGAAUCCUCAAAGAACUGCAAGCAACAAUCAGUUGACGGGAUCAUCGACCUCGUCAUUUAAAGCAACUACCUUUGACAGCACCAGUAAUCUCAAGGGAUCAACUUCGUCCUAUCAAAGCGCCAUGUUUGACAAUGUGUCUACAUCUGGUCCGUUUGAGGAAAAGUUUAAUAAUAGUACGUUUGGAGGUGGUGAUGAAUUUGGUUCGUUUGGUGUGUCGAAUGAACAACCAUUCAAUCCAUCCAUGGUUGCUACCAAUGCCAGUGGCACCAACUCUUCUAGUUCAUCUUCCAACAAUAUUGCAGCUGUUGCAGCCGUAGGCAAGAAUCCAUUCACAUCAGCAGCUAUUGAUGACAAUGCAAGCAAUGGAUCUGCAUCCAACAAGGCAGAGAUUGGGUCAACCGACUUUUCAUUUACCACUGAUACCUCUGUAUCGAGUAGUACUACUGCCUUGUCUGCCGUCUCUGCAGCUCCCGUUACCAUUGCUCAAUCAUCGCCAACCACUACAUUGGCCAGUGCCAUCUCCUCUUCAUUGUCGGCCAUUACAUUUGAAAAGGACAAGGAUAGUGGAUUCGAUACUUUUGACUCGUUUAGUGGUGCCAAGGAUCCAUUUGGAUCAUCCAUCUUCCCAACCACCUUUUCAUCUGCUACUUUCUUUGGCCAAUUUACUACAUCUUUAAAUUCUCAAGAUAAUCAAAAUCAACAACAUCAACAACCACAAACAAUAACAUCACCACCAUCUUUUGAUGAACCUGCAAACAAUCAAAAACCAUUUGGUGAUGAUGAUAAUGAUGGAUUUAGUGAUUUUAAACCAGACCAACAACCACAACCACAACCAAUAACAGCAGCUGAACCAAAUCCAAAUGGUGGAGGUGGGUUCGAUGGAUUUGAUGAUUCAUUUGAUGAUUGGAACCCAGGAGCACCAUCUAAAUUUAAUACGACAUUUAAUAAUUCACCAUUUGGUGGAGGUGGUGAGAAUGAACCAAUAACAUCUGAAAAUCUAUUUGGUCAACCAUCAGCAGUACCAGUCAAUAAUGGAAACGGUAAUGGUGAAAACAAUGGCAACGAAAACGGUGGUGGCAACGGUACCACUCAACCAUCAUCCUUCUUCUUUGAUGACAAUGCCUUUACGGAAAAGUUUGAUUCAUCCUUUUAA